Messenger RNA from Rasamsonia emersonii CBS 393.64, 1026 nucleotides. RefSeq lists its product as uncharacterized. Lineage: Eukaryota; Fungi; Ascomycota; Eurotiomycetes; Eurotiales; Trichocomaceae. The record is from RefSeq and is a predicted model, not a curated record. Bases 1 to 1026 code for a protein of 341 amino acids. The transcript is spliced from 2 exons.
AUGGCUCAAAGAGCUGCCGAUGCUCCCAUUAUCCGAAGAUUGUUCACAUCAUCGCCACGGGAUCCUCGUUACCACAUGCUCACCUACAUAUCAAGUAAAUCUUCUCAAUUACCACGGACGCUACCGCCUGAGCCCCGUGCCGCUCUGUUCCUCAACCGUUUUACGCGAACGCUGACGAUCAUGUUUGCAACGAAUGGAGUCACCGAAAUCCUGGGAGUCACCCCGCGGCAGCUGGUGUCGAAGAGUUUCUAUUACUGCAUUCAAGAGGACUGUCUCAAGGAUGCGGUGCACUGUCUUGAGAGUGCAAAGGCGAAUAACUCGAUCGCUUACUUACGCUUUUGGUAUCGAGAUCCUUUACAGGAUGAUGUAGCAGCCGACCCCGGUAUUUCCCCCACAGCGCAACGACUGCCAGACGUCCAGCAUGGAGGCGGCAGCUCGAAGGAUCAGCGAUACUCAAGUUCAGCAUCUCCAAUUGAAGUCGAGGCCGUUGUCUCCUGCACUUCAGACGGCCUCGUUGUUGUGCUCCGACGGGCCCGGCCUCCGAUUCCAUACCUUAUUCAGCAGGCUCGUGGAGGACCUGUAUACGCCAGUGGGCUUUUCGCCUCGCCGUGGGCAAGCCAUCCGAUCCUCCCUCAACCGUAUUCGAGUGAACCCGUUAACCAUUGGGACGAAACUCCGCCGGCAUCACGACCAAUGCACCAGAGUAUAUAUCCGAGAUACAAUAGCUCAUGUGCGGCCAGUGCGAUAUCCGAUCCGGCGGCGACUCCUCCGUCCGGAGAAUCGAACAACAGUUUAUCGAAGGGCGGCGCCCAUUCUCAAAGCUUUUUGGAAACCAUUCGCGAUGUGGCAGUAUUCGUAUGGGGUGUUGUUGGCAUCAAUGGCUCACUGGAACGGUAUGAGAGAGGAAAGCCGACGGGCGAGUCCUUGCCAGCAGAAGGAGUAUGGAUCUGGGAUCCAUUGUCACGUCAGAGGAACCUGGAGGUAGUAGUUCGAAAAGUUGCCAGAAAGAGAAGAAGAAUAAAAUAA